GCUUUAUAGUUAGCUUCUAUUCAAAUGACUGGACAAAACGGGAAGAGAAAAGCACCAUCGAGCACGACUAAUGUUGUUGAUAGGUUAUGCCGUCAACGACAAAUUCCACCUGGAAGUAUUGCUAUAAAGAAUUCUCGAAUGGUCCAUAUGAAACCUGGUUCAAAGAACCCACCACCACCUACUCAGAGAAAAAAUCCACCACCGAUUCAGCCAACUAAAACAUCACUUCCUACUCAACCUUCACCAUCGAUUCAUACCAAUCCAACACCACCACCUCCUCAGCCUCCACCACCAAUUCAGACAAAUCCAACACCACCACCUUCGCAGCCUCUAUCAAAGACUCGGAAAAACCCAAUUCCGCCUCCUACUAAUCAGCCUCUAUCAAAGACUCAGUCAAACCCAACACCACCACCGAUUCAAAAAAACCCAACACCGCCACCUACUAAUCAGCCUCAACCAUCAAUCCCGACUUCUGAGGAAUUCAGAUUCAUUCCUACCCCGGGAUAUACUCAUCAUGUUUUGCAAAGUCCCCCCCAUCACACCACAGAAGAGGGCGUUCAAGAAGAGGGCGUUCAAGAAGAGGGGGUCCAAGGACUUUCUAAUGAGGAACAAGAAGAACCAGAAGAACAAGUUGAUGGACAAAGACCGAAGAUCUAUAUUGUGGAAGAUACUGCGCUAAGUCCAGGCGAUCUUGUUGCCGAAAUGUGCAGAAAAGUUAUAGAAAAGCUUUACCGGGGUACUUUUUUUAAUUAUAGUGAGCUUAAACGUGGUGGAAGAGAAAAAGAGAGAAAGGAAUGGUUCAACAUGUUUAAAUCACUUGUAAGCUGGGACCGUUGCGAUGAUGCUAAAAUGGAAGACUUGUUUCAUAAAAGAUGUGCAACACGAUUGCGUGAUAUAUUACAAAAGGCUAAAGAGAAGGCGUGCAAGCCGCCUUGGAUGGGUGUAGAUACAUGGGAGUUUCUUAUUGAAAAGUGGCAGACAAAAGAGUUCAAAGAUGUCUCCAAACAAAAUAAGAUUAAUCGAUCAUCAAGCAAAGGUGGGGCAGUCCAUACGUCUGGUCGUAGAGCUCACCAUGAUGUUGCACUUGAUUUGGCUAAAAAACUCAAGCGACCCGCACAUCCGGACGAGCUCUUCAUUGCCACUCAUAAAAAGAAGAAUGGGGAGUGGGUUGACGAGCGUGCAGCGACAACACAUGAAACUUACGUGAGUAGUCUUACACAAGCCACACAAAUUACUGGUAAUGAUGUGGAUGGAUCAACAAGAAUACAAAUGUGGAAAGACGUUGCUGGAGGUAAAACACGGGGGCGGUGUUAUGGAGUUGCACAAUUGGCGCACAACGUAAGACAUGGAGUGAGCUUCUUGACACAUGUGUCAAUUUCAAACCCCAAUAGAGAAGUAGAUAACCAAGCCAUUGAGGCUGCUAGAGCUGAAGCUGCUGCUGCACGUGAAGAGGCUGCACGAGCUAAUGCGCGGACAGAUGAAUUGGCAAAGCAAUUUGAAGAUCUUAGGAAAAUGUUUGAUAUGUUUCAGUCUCGUCAGGCGGGUUCUUCUAGGGCUCCUUCAAGUGAACAUGCUCAUUAUAACUACUCGGAGGAUGAGGAUGAGGAUGAGGAAGAUAAUGUUGCUGGUGAUCAUGAUCAGGAUCAGUAGGAUGAGGAAGAUGUUGCAGGA
Molecule: messenger RNA, 1671 nt
Organism: Vicia villosa (hairy vetch)
Lineage: Eukaryota; Viridiplantae; Streptophyta; Magnoliopsida; Fabales; Fabaceae
Exons: 7
Coding region: 25-1650 (541 amino acids)
Biological process (GO): actin filament polymerization
Cellular component (GO): actin filament; cytoplasm
Molecular function (GO): microtubule binding; actin binding
Source: RefSeq, a predicted model, not a curated record